ACUGCCUUGAAAUGAAUUUAAUCGAAUUGAAUUGACCUUGCCAUUUAUAUAACCUGUAACUUAAAUCAGUUUCACUUUAGUAAACUUUGUAAUAACUUUGUAAGGUAGUGAAAUAUUUGUUUUGAUAAAAAUGGCUCAAAUCAUGAAGAAUUUAAGUAGAAAUUUCCUUUUCAAAGGAAAAUAUACUGUUUUAACAACUGUACAACACAAGUAUUCCCAAGUACAUAAAAGUGAGAAUAGUUCUGAAUUGAUUGUAAAACAAUUGGAAGGCAAGGAUUCUGGCAUUAGUGUCAUGGGCUUAAAUCGACCAAAGUCGCGCAAUGCGUUCAGCAUGAGUCUGGUGGAUAAAAUUCACCGAGCACUCGAUGAUAUCGCCAUCGACAACUCCGUCAGAGUGCUGGUUGUGUGCAGUGCAGCUCCUGGCAUGUUUGGCUCAGGUGCUGAUUUGAAGGAACGUGCUACAAUGUCUCAGCAACAAGUCUCCAUAUUUGUUUCUUCUCUGCGUGCGAUGAUGAAUAAGUUUUACGAGUUGCCAGUGCCAGUGAUUGCCGCCAUUGAUGGGCUCGCACUCGGCGGCGGUUUGGAGUUAGCAUUAGCAUGCGAUAUUCGUGUGGCGUCUUCUGUUGCCAAGAUGGGACUCGUCGAGACAAAAUUAGCGAUUAUUCCAGGUGCCGGAGGCAGUCAACGCUUGCCACGCUUGAUAAAUCCUUCAGUUGCGAAAGAGUAUUUUACCGCGCGCAUUUUCGACGGUACAGAAGCGCAGCGUCUUGGUGUUGUUAAUCAUGCUGUAGAACAAAACGACGCUGGCGAUGCUGCGUUCCAGAAAUCAGUUGAAAUUGCGCGUGAAAUGCUGCAUAACGGUCCAUUUGCGCUGAAAAUGGCCAAGGCGGCGAUCAAUCAAGGCAUGCAAGUUGAUCUCAAAACAGCUUUCAAGUUCGAAGAGGCGUACUACGCACAAAUCAUUCCUACAAAGGAUCGUGUCGAAGGAUUGACUGCAUUUAGAGAGAAACGUCCACCGAAAUACAUUGGCGAAUAAGGUUUUAUUAUAAAAAGAAAAUACAUAUUUUACUACUGUUUUAAA
Molecule: messenger RNA, 1081 nt
Organism: Dalotia coriaria
Lineage: Eukaryota; Metazoa; Arthropoda; Insecta; Coleoptera; Staphylinidae
Product: methylglutaconyl-CoA hydratase, mitochondrial-like
Biological process (GO): fatty acid beta-oxidation
Cellular component (GO): mitochondrion
Molecular function (GO): catalytic activity
Source: RefSeq, a predicted model, not a curated record